This is a messenger RNA of Babesia bigemina, 1371 nucleotides long. RefSeq lists its product as hypothetical. The transcript has a single exon. Bases 1 to 1371 code for a protein of 456 amino acids. The record is from RefSeq and is a predicted model, not a curated record. Gene Ontology annotation, cellular component: cortical actin cytoskeleton; plasma membrane; actin filament. Gene Ontology annotation, molecular function: actin filament binding. Gene Ontology annotation, biological process: regulation of actin filament polymerization. NCBI's taxonomy places the organism in Eukaryota, Apicomplexa, Aconoidasida, Piroplasmida, Babesiidae.
AUGGUGUACAACUCGCUGACUGAGGCUCCCCGCAACCUCAAGGAGGUUAUUGACUGGUUGAUGGCGUUGAAGGGAACUGACGGUGAAAAAAGUCUGAAAGCUAUAAGUGAAGCACUGCAUAACUUUCUUUCUGACAAGCCUGUUGGUUUGACAGAGGUGCCGGCUCUCGAGAAUGUUAAACGUAUUUCCAAAGAGUUCUUGGAGCAGCCGGAGCUUAAGGACGAGUCGUUCGUAAAAUAUCUGCUUCGGAGAUUCAAUAAAGGUGGUGAAGGUACGCCUAGUUCGUCUGGUUCUCCCAAGACUCCAGAUUCAUCCGAAUCUCCCGAUUCAUCUGAGUCUCCGAAGUCUCCUGAUUCACCCGAUUCUCCGAAGUCUUCUAAGUCUUCCCCUUCCGCAGCUGAGGCCUUUGGGCACAUCGCUCUCAGCGAUUAUGAGAAUAUCGUGGAGAGAACGCGCCUUGGCCCUAAUGAAAUCGCAAAGAACUUAGGUCAAGUGCUGGACAGUUGUGAAAAGUUUUUGGAUGAUGUGAAAAAUCCUGAGCAGUACAAGUCUGCAUACAGUGCAGAUGCGACGUGGGUCAAAUCAUGUUCGAAAAAGCCGGAAGCAUGUGCAGUGGUGCUCGUCGGUAGUGCGCCUAUGUUAUACACAGGACUACGUUCUUUGCGCGACAUAACCCAUGCUCCAACCUGGAAAUAUCCAAACUCUGAUCUACAGACGCGUCUGGCAGCCGUGUUGAAAGCUUUGGGUUACGAAGAGGCGGAUCGCCGCGAGGGACUGAGCCGUUCAGGUGUCAGAAAGGCGUUGAGAGGUGUGAAGGCACGCAUAUUGGAAAUAGUAUAUGACCUUUCUGGAUUUUGGGCUUUUUACGGAUUCGAUGUUAUGGGUGCUAUAACAGCUGAACAAGCCGCAAAAGCUGCUGAAGCCGACCAAGCCUUUGAGGCUGCAAAAGCUGCGGCAGCGGCCGCAAGAGCUGCUGCUGAAGAAGCUAAGGCUGCUGAGGACGCAGACGACGCUGAGGAUGUCAAAUCUUCAGAUGUCGUGGUUGAAAAACCCGCAGACGAUGAAAAAUCUGCCAAGCCUGCUGAACCUGCUAAGGCUGCUGAACCUGCUAAGGCUGCUGAACCCGCUAAGGCUGCUGAACCUGCUAAGGCUGCUGAACCUGCUAAGGCUGCUGAACCUGCUAAGGCUGCUGAACCUGCUAAGGCUGCUGAACCCGCUAAGGCUGCUGAACCCGCUAAGGCUGCUGAACCUGCUAAGGCUGCUGAACCUGCUAAACCUGCUGUACCUGCCAAGCCUGCUGAACCUGUUGCAGCCGCCAAAACCGUUGUACCUACAAAAUCUGCUGCACCUACAAAAGCAAAGCAGAAGUAA